AUGCUUGCCCAGAUUAUGGUCUUUCAACCUUGGAUUAUAAAUAGAAGAAGAGAACGAGAAAUAAAGAAGAAUUUAUUGUCAGAAGUACUAAGACAUGUCCAAAUCAAUUCACUCGGGAGCAUUGUCACAAAUGACGGCAGGCCUGAUAUACCCAAUAUUAGAAGGUUGUUUGAAAAGAUUGAUCUUGAUGGAAAUAAUUUUAUAUCCCAAUCAGAAUUGAGAAAACUGAUUGGGGAUAACAAGUUUGGUAAAAUUCCUAGAAACGUGGAUGAAUCAGUUGUAAAACUGAUAGAAGAACUUGACACAAGUGGAGACCAGUUGAUUAGCGAGGAAGAAUUUGUUACUGGAUUAACAAAAUGGAUAAACAAAUCCAACGAUCAAGCUCCUCCUUCACUUGAAUCUGAGGACGAUAUCUACCAAAGAACUUGGGAAGAAACAGAUAAGUUGGUGGAUGAAGAGAAAAGCAGUGGUGGAGCUAUUGACGAGUCAAUAUGGGCUUGGGUGAAAGCUAUAACAUAUUUGGUUCUAGGGUUUGUUGUAUUGGCAGUUUUAGCAGAACCUCUUAUAGAUAGUGUUCAGAAUUUGUCCACAGCUGCAAGCAUCCCUUCUUUCCUUGUAGCAUUUGUGCUAGUCCCCUUGGCAACUAAUGCCAGACAAGCUACUUCAGCAAUUAAGGCAGCUGCAAAAAAAACUCCAAGAACCACAUCUUUGACAUUUUCUGAGAUUUAUGGUGGGGUGUUUAUGAACAAUCUUCUGGGAUUUUCUGUGCUGCUAGCUAUAAUUUAUGCUCGUGAAAUAACCUGAGAUUUUUCUGCUGAAGUUUUGGUAGUUCUAAUUACCUGCACUGUAAUGGGUCUCAUUGCAAGCUUUGUCUCCACCCUUUCCCUUUGGACAUCAUUCUUGGCUUACCUUCUAUACCCAAUUUCAUUGCUUUUAGUCUAUAUUCUCAAUGAUGUUGUGAAGUAUACUUGAAUUAAGUCCAAGGAUGUAGUAUUUUUGCAAAUUUUUGGAAUUAACUCUUUUUAAAGGCCAUAAUUUUACCA
Molecule: messenger RNA, 1043 nt
Organism: Malus domestica (apple)
Lineage: Eukaryota; Viridiplantae; Streptophyta; Magnoliopsida; Rosales; Rosaceae
Source: RefSeq, a predicted model, not a curated record